CAUUCACCUAAUUAAAUAAGAAAAUCAAAUACCUAAAUUAAUAAGGAACAAAAAGAAGAGAUAGUAGAGCUCUGCUGCAGCUCACACCGGUCUGGGUUCACCACUUCGCCGGAGAGCUCUCCAAAUCGGUCAAUUCGCCCCUACAAUUCUUUACUUAUCUACUUCUCCGUGCACCUAUACCCCUCCCCGCCCCCGAGCCCUGCUCGUCUUCCAAUUAUCCCUUUUCUUAAGCCGCCGAUCAGAAUUUUUAAGCCAUAGAUUCAGAGGGAUCGACUUGGUCGGAGUUUCAUACGGCGUGGAGCUGUCUAUUCGACCUGCGGCAAAGUAUCCAGCGCUGCAGCCUCUCUGCACUUCCUCCCGCCGCUCGUCUUGUUAGAGACCGGAAUUUCAGGGACGCAACAAGCCCCCUGCCUUGCCGAUUUGACAGAGACAUUCCUUUUCCCAUUCUGUGGCUCUCCAAGAUCCACGAGCUGGUUCCGUCAUUGAUUCCUCAUCCAGCAGCAACUUUCAUUCUCUUCUCCAGCAACCAGCACCCCCGGGAAAGAAAACAAGUCUUUUCAAAGAGAAAUGCCAAACACAGCUGUUGAUUCGAGUUUGCACCACACUUUCAAAUACUUACUAGCCACACAAUUUCUGUCAAGGGGAAUCCCGUUCGUAUUCAAUUCCUGGAUUGUUAGACAUCUCUCAGAAGAAGAUUAUGCGGUUUGUGCUGUACAAUUCCAUCUGUUUGUGACAUGCAUAUUGUUUUUGAGUAGAGAGGGAUUCAGGCGAGCGUGCAUGAGGGAAGAUAUCACAUGAUGGCAUAGACUGCAUAUCUGGAUACAUAAAGCUCCUUUCAUUUUGUUUCAUAUAAGGGAUGGUGCUUCAGCAGCAGGAGAAACUGAAGCUAGGCUUUUGAAAGUCGCCUGGAUGACCUUCCCAUUAGGGGUACUGGUCACAUUUUUUGCUUGUUUGAUUGUAUUCUGGUGGCAAGAUCUGGGUUAUUCCAGUCCUUAUGGACGAGCUAUCUUGAUUAAUGGUUUUGCAUGCAUUCUUGAGCUAUUGGCAGAACCAUUUUUUAUUUUGGCCCAAAAAUUGGCUCUUCUCAAAUUGCGGCUGAUUGUUGAAACUGCUGCCACUCUUUCACGUUGUAUAGUAACAUAUGCUCUCAUCCUGAAGCAACCAAGCUCGGAGAAAGCAAUUGUAUUUUCAAUGUCACAGGUUGCGUAUGGAGCAUCUAUUUUCAUAGGCUACUGGGCUUACUUUUUUCUGUGGCAAUUAUAUACAACUCGUGUUCUAUUUCCAUUCAGGAUGGGAAAUACAAUAAGCUAUGAUCAACGGCUUGUGAACAUGUGCAUGAUACUUAAUCUUCAAUCCGUUCAGAAGCUGAUUCUCCAGGAAGGUGAAAAGAUGGUCCUUGUAUGGUUUGAUACACCAUAUAACCAAGCAGUAUAUGGACUUGUAGACAAACUAGGGAGCCUAGUGGUGAGGCUGAUUUUUCUUCCCUUUGAAGAAAGCUCAUAUGCAACGUUUGCAAGGAGAUCAAGAACGGAAAAAGGAGAAAUUGGGAAGGAGUCUGACAGAUGCACUGAAGCUUGUUUUGCUUAUUGGUCUAGUUGUUAUCGCGUUUGGUCCAAGCUAUUCGUACUCCCUCAUCAGAUUGCUGUAUGGUAGAAAAUGGAGCGAUGGAGAAGCUACCAAAGUACUCCAAUGCUAUUGCCUUUAUGUGAUAGUUUUGGCCAUGAAUGGGACGUCUGAAGCAUUUCUACAGGCAGUUGCAACAAAGGAAAAACUUAAACGGUCAAAUGGUUCAUUGCUUGUUUUCUCAUUGAUAUAUGUGAUCGCGAACGUCUUGCUUAUCAGAUCAGCAGGCGCAAUUGGAUUGAUUUUGGCAAACUCCCUGAAUAUGAUCCUCAGGAUAGUUUACUCGGCAGUUUUCAUCAAAGAGUAUUUCAAGGAAUCAUCAUCCUUUGCGUUUAGAGCUUGCAUGCCUGGAGGUUAUGAAUUUGUGUUGCUAUCAGGAGUAGCCACCUUCAUAGUUGAAAGGAUGUACCUUAACCGAGACAGCUUCUCGGCCACCUUUACCAUUCACUUCUCAUUUGGUUUAUUCUGUUUUCUUGUGGCCGCUUUCGUUAUCUAUCAAAAGGAGAGGCCUUUCAUCACGAAAAUUAUACGCUUCCGCGAACACGCUGAUUGAAUCUGCUAAAGAAUUACAUCUUGGUCAGUUGGGUUUGUGAAAAGUUUUGCUCUGUUUCAAGAUCAAGGAAUCACAAGUACUGAAUAACAUAGUUUUUACAUUAAUUGCUGUAAUCCAUCAUUUUCCACUUAAAAUUAUUGUCUAAUGAUACGAGCAUUUCUGGUAUACUAUGCUUCUACCAGAUGUUCAUCCCACUUUUUAUAAUUGACUUUCCUUCCACACAAUUAUGUCACGGAAUUUGUACAACCAUAUGUUUUGUAUUCAAUUCUCUCGGAGUCUUGAACCUAUCUACUAUCUAGUACUCCCUCCGG
Messenger RNA from Cuscuta epithymum, 2487 nucleotides. Lineage: Eukaryota; Viridiplantae; Streptophyta; Magnoliopsida; Solanales; Convolvulaceae. The record is from the annotation of a GenBank genome assembly.